CGUCGUUUCGGAUUCAAGUUUGCUCCUGUGCUCCUACAGCAUUUACCGUGCCAGUCGUAUCCUGACGGGUUUCUUCUGCCACCGACAAGUUAAAAAAAAUCUCGCUACUAAAAAGAAUGGCCGGAAAGUACCGUAUUGUGAUGGUUCGCCACGGUGAAUCGGAGUGGAACCAGAAGAAUCUAUUCUGCGGCUGGUUCGAUGCGAACCUAAGCGACAAGGGCAAGGAGGAAGCAUUGGCCGCCGGCAAGGCAGUAAAGGAGGCCGGUUUGAAGUUCGACAUCGCACACACGUCGCUGCUAACCCGUGCCCAGGUUACGCUCGAUUCGAUCCUGAAGGAAUCGGGCCAAACGGCCAUUCCAAUCCAGAAGACCUGGCGCCUAAACGAGCGCCACUACGGUGGGUUGACCGGAUUGAACAAGUCCGAAACGGCGGCCAAGUACGGUGAGGAACAGGUGCUGAUCUGGCGUCGUAGUUUCGAUGUACCGCCGCCAAACAUGGAACCGGACCAUGCCUACUACAAUGCGAUCGUUAAGGACGACCGGUACAAGGAUGACCCGAAGCCGAACGAAUUCCCGAUGGCCGAAUCGCUCAAGUUGACCAUCGCACGUACGCUGCCGUACUGGAACGACAUAAUCAUUCCGCAGCUGAAGGAGGGCAAGAACAUUAUUAUCGCGGCACAUGGCAACAGCCUGCGCGGUAUUGUUAAGCAUCUGGACCAGAUGACGGACGAGGCUAUCAUGGGCCUGAACCUUCCCACCGGUAUUCCGUUCGUGUACGAGCUGGACGAAAAUCUGAAACCGGUCGUAUCGAUGAAGUUCCUGGGCGAUGAGGAGACGGUACGCAAAGCGAUCGAAUCCGUCGCCAACCAGGGCAAGGCAAAGUAAAACAAUAGCGCGGAUCCUGCUUUCGAAUAUUCUCUUUAUGUUUAUUUCCGUUAUUUUUGUGAUGCGUCCCAUCGUUAAAGUCGUGUUGUUGAGGGUAUAGCAGUCAGUCAGUCUGCCAAGUCAGUCAAGUAAUAAUUUAUUUAUAGCGUAGUCGUGCACCACUCUAGUAGACGUGCAUCUACGAUGUGUUCGAUAACCGUAUCACGCCAGACCAGAUUCCACGAAUCGUAAUCUUAAAUAAUGUAUUGUUGAGCAUAAACCACGGAAUAAAACUUCGUUUGUUGACUGUCUGUAAA
Molecule: messenger RNA, 1180 nt
Organism: Anopheles funestus (African malaria mosquito)
Lineage: Eukaryota; Metazoa; Arthropoda; Insecta; Diptera; Culicidae
Product: phosphoglycerate mutase 2-like
Exons: 2
Coding region: 117-884 (255 amino acids)
Biological process (GO): glycolytic process
Molecular function (GO): intramolecular phosphotransferase activity
Source: RefSeq, a predicted model, not a curated record